CACCUCUGCGUCAUGGCUUUAUCUGUGGAAACAAAUGAGGUUUUGCCGGAUAACACAUUUUGUUUAUAUUAGUGUGUCUACAGCUGGGUUGUAAUUAUUUAUUUAUUCCCGGCAAUCGUGUGAAAGAAAUGGCGAAACGAAUUUCGCUCUCCACGUUGAAGUUUGAGCAGAAACUCAGAGACAAGCGUCACCAUUUCUUGACUCCCUGGGUCAACUGUAUGUGAGGAAUCUAAUUUGGAACUUCAAAUCUCAGCAAUUAAUUUUAACAGUAAACGCUGAAAUUGAAUAACAGCUUGGCAGGGUUUGUUAAAGGAAGUGAAGAUGAGAAAAACCAUGCUGGUGCCAUUGGUUUUUAUGACCUCUGCGCUGCUCACGGCGGAGACAUUCUUUUGUGAAGGGCCUGGCAAGCGGCUGAACCUCAGUCGGAGGAACAUCACCGAGGUUAAAUCAUGGACCAACUCGUGCUACUCCGUGACAACCAUCGAUUUGAGUGGCAACAACAUUGGAAGCAUUGGCAAAGAGAGCUUUCGACCCAUUCAAAACUUAACGAUACUCUAUCUCAAUGCUUCAGGCCUAGAGAAUUUGUCUGAAAAUUCCUUUGGAGGGAAUAAGUGUUUGGAAGAACUUUACUUACAGGAAAACAAACUCUCUGAAUUCCCCACGAAACUCAUUGAACAUCUACCCAACCUGCACACUCUCAGCAUCUAUUCAAAUCGCUUCUUGAAAAUUAAUGAUUUCAGCAGUCGUAAUGGCAAAUUGAAGAUGCUCUCUCUUGGGCCUCAGCUAUCAAUGCGUUCUCCGGACACACUGGAUUUCCGUCGACUUAGAAAUCUCAAGGUUCUUAAUCUGACGAAGAUGAAGAUCGUGAACGUGCCACAUUUUCCUCCAUCAUCCCGCAUUGAACAAAUUGAUAUUUCAAGCAACAACCUGACAUUCAACGCAAAUGACUUUGAAAAUUGCGAACAUCUCGAAAUCAUUAGCUUUAAAGCGUGCAACAUCGAUAAGCUCGUCGUCGACUUAUUCAAAUCUCAAAAGAAUCUCAAGAAGCUGGACUUGACUGAAAAUCCACUCAAGAGUGACUUCCAGACAAACUACAACGUUAUUCAGAGCCUUGUGGACAAGAAGGUUCAGGUUGAAGUGACCUGCCGAGAAUGCACGAAUUUGUGCAAUAACAGCUUACCAACUCUGAAAAUAGUUUGUCAUGCACAUGAAGAAAGAUACGACUGGUGCCCAAAACAAUGUCCACAAAAUAACUUUGCUGUGAAUAGUGGAGAAAGUAGCAUUAAUUACACACUCUGGAUCAUAUGUAUAUUGAUGGUCGUGUUGAUUAUGUUCAUUACAACCAUCAUAUUUUGCAAGAUGAAGGGAUCAAGAAGACUCGAAAUACUAAGACCAGAAGGCUCCAGCCACAAUACAAACAAAACUGACGCUUAAGUGUUGUGUACUUCAAAAGAGAUCAUGUAAUUGAUUUCCCCUUCCACGUUUGAUUCUAAAGCUCUCAAUUCAUUUCAAUAUGGUCUGUGGUUUCUAAAUGUCAUUCAUGACAAGUCACCCAAUUGCGUUAAGUGAAUCGUUGGGUAUUGUUUUUUUCUUCGAAUUAUCUGUUCACAUCUUACUAUUCACAUAUUUUACAUCUGAAAUAACGUUAGUGCAUGUAUUGUUUAAGUGCUAACUAAGCUG
Molecule: messenger RNA, 1680 nt
Organism: Lethenteron reissneri (Far Eastern brook lamprey)
Lineage: Eukaryota; Metazoa; Chordata; Hyperoartia; Petromyzontiformes; Petromyzontidae
Product: leucine-rich repeat neuronal protein 3-like
Molecular function (GO): protein binding
Source: RefSeq, a predicted model, not a curated record